Macrosteles quadrilineatus (aster leafhopper) is the source of this 2701-nucleotide messenger RNA. RefSeq names its product pseudouridylate synthase 1 homolog (gene Pus1). The record is from RefSeq and is a predicted model, not a curated record. Gene Ontology annotation, molecular function: pseudouridine synthase activity; RNA binding. NCBI's taxonomy places the organism in Eukaryota, Metazoa, Arthropoda, Insecta, Hemiptera, Cicadellidae. The transcript is spliced from 8 exons. Gene Ontology annotation, biological process: tRNA pseudouridine synthesis; mRNA pseudouridine synthesis. The coding region runs from base 175 to 1464 and encodes 429 amino acids. Gene Ontology annotation, cellular component: nucleus.
CCGUCCGACUUACGACCGACUCCAUAGGCGAAGCGAAGAAAUAUUUUAUUUUUUCUAUUAAGUUAACAUAAAUAAAUGUUAUGUCAACUUUUAUAUUAAAGCAGUUAUUAUAAUAUAUAUUAAUUAUUUGCUGUAAAAUUGUGCGUACAACAAUCCUGUACAACUCUAAAUUAAAUGCUGUCUUUUUUGAACAUCACAAAUAGUUGCAAAAGGAAUAUAUUUUGUCAGUUUCCUCGGAGGAUUUCAAAACAAGACAUGUCAGUUACAACUACUGACUCUAAUUUACAAAGUAGACCUAACAAUUUGAAACGUGAAGCGUCAGAAAUAGGAAGUGAAAGCAACAAUGAAACAUGUGAAAAGAAACCGCUGCUGUCAAAUGUUGUCAAGAUUAAAAGGCGUAAAGUUGCAUUAUUGAUUUCUUAUUUGGGACAGGGCUACUUAGGAUUACAAAGGAAUCCUGGAACAAAAACUAUUGAAGAGGAUCUGCUUUCUGCUUUGCUUAAAGCCGGCUACAUUAACGAAGAGGUGUUUAACGAACCUCAACUGAUUUCUUUCCAAAGAGCUGCCAGAACAGAUAAAGGAGUCUCUGCAAUCAGACAAGUUCUUUCUUUGAAACUUCCCGAAACCUCCUCUGUAGAAGAAAUCAACAAGCAUCUGCCUGAACAAAUACGAGCUAUUGCCAUUCAACGGGUUACUAAGGGAUUCAAUUGCAAGGGGAAUUGUGAUGGCCGCACAUAUUCCUAUACAACUCCUACUUUUGCUUUCUCCCAACAAGGUGAGGAGAUCCACCAGGACUUUAGACUCCCAAAUGAGACCAGAGAACAUAUUGAAAAGGUUCUCAAAAUGUAUGUGGGAACUCACAAUUACCACAAUUUCACCUCUAAAAGGCUACCAACAGAUCCGAGUUCAAAUAGGUAUAUCAUGAAUUUCUCUUGUGGCGAUCCUUUUGUAAAAGAAGACUUGGAAUUUGUAACUCUGAAAGUAAAAGGUCAGAGUUUCAUGUUACAUCAGAUCCGCAAAAUGGUGGGUCUGCUGAUUGCCAUUGUGAGAGGAAUGACCGCAUCAGAGACUCUGGUCAGGUCAUGGGAGAGAGAGAAACUAGAUAUACCCAUCGCGCCUGGCCUGGGUCUGCUAUUGGAGGAGGUACACUAUGACAGAUACAACCAGAGAUAUGGAAGUGAUGGAGUUCAUGAACCCAUUGACUGGAGCAAAUGGAAUCCUAAAAUUGAUGAGUUCAAAGACAAAUUCAUCAUGCCAACUAUUGUGACAACUGAAAAAAAUGAAAAAUCUAUGCUUACGUGGCUUGAUUCGUUGAGUCUGCAUAGUUUUGAUGUGAGAACAGUUCAUAUUCAGUCAGACCUGGACAAAGCCCUGGAACGCAACAAAGACUUACUGGUUCCACCGUCCAACAUAGACGCUCUGUUGGCUGCGGCUCAUGCAGUAGAGGCAGCCUCCUCUAGGUGAUGGCAAGUGUAAGCUUUUGUAAAUCAAUGUCAUUUAUUAAAGAUCUUGUGUAAGUGUGUUUAUUUUUUUACUUUAAGGGGGAGAACAGGUGAUUUAUCAACAUUUUACUUUGCCCUCUAUUUUGCUAAGUCCAAAUUAAAACUGAACAAAAGAAAAUGAAGACUAACUUUGUUCUAACUUUGUUCAAGGAAAGGCUCUAGGCCAGGAUUUUAAUUGUGGAAUAAAGAGGAUAGCAACUAAAUUACUUUAGAAGUACAGAUAGGUCUUAGAUCAUACAGGAGGCACGAAAAACACACAUUUCAAGGUCUGUUUAAAGAGUAUCCGACCUUAUUUUUUAUCUUGUAAUCCAACAACCGCAUUGAGCUGCACUUUGGCGCGUAGAUCAAGGCAACUGUAAAGCAUGUCACGUGACUGGUCACUUGACCUUAACAUGGUGUCAGUUCGUUGUCGGCCGCCAGACAUGGAACUGUGUACGAAGUGUUAGUCGUGUUUGCUGCAAAAUUUGUCCCAAAGAACAUGACUGAUGAAAAAAAAGGAAUUGCUGCUUGAAGUUGAUCGAGACAUGCUAACAUACAAAGCACGGUUCUGUUUGAAAAGCAUUCAGAAUGGCCCAAACUUUCUCAAAACAGUUAUCUUCAGCACCGCAAACAAGAAGGUUAACUUAUAAUAAGACGUGAGUGUAUGGGGAUGAUCCCAAAACCAAGGCGCAGUCUUCUCAAUGGAAACACUCAACGUCGCCGUGGCAAAAAAGCCCGCCAAAUUUGAAGCAAAAUCGUAGUCAUGCUGUUUUUUUCUUCUGUAAUGGAGUAUUUUAUCAUGAGUACACACCUGAGGGACAAAACAUUAAUAAAGAGUACUACUUAAAUGUUCUACGCCGCAUGCGCAAUGUAGUGCAUCGCAAGCUUCCCAAUUUGUGGGCCACGAACUCUUGGUGGCUUCAUUAGGACAAUGCACCAGCGUAUUCUUCCGAUCUUGUUCAAGGCUUCUUGGGAAAACAUCAUUCUUGUGCUACGCCAGGCCCCCUGCUCACCACUUACGGCACCAAGUGACUUCUGGCUGUUCCCUACCAUGAAGAUGUCGCUUAAAGAGACCCUAUUUCAGAGCAGAAAUUAGGUCAUGUAAAAUGUGACAGCUCGUCUGAAGUCCAUUAAGGAGGAAUAGGUCCAGGCUAGUUUCCAAAAGUGGCAGGAAUGCUGGAAAAAGUGUAUGAAGUCCCGAUAGGACUAUUUUCAAGGUU